This is a messenger RNA of Asterias rubens (European starfish), 1840 nucleotides long. Its product is annotated as transmembrane protein 243-like. The transcript has 5 exons. The record is from RefSeq and is a predicted model, not a curated record. Lineage: Eukaryota; Metazoa; Echinodermata; Asteroidea; Forcipulatida; Asteriidae. Bases 816 to 1178 code for a protein of 120 amino acids.
GUGUGGUGGUUUUUCCCAAUCUGUCUGCCGUCUGUGUCGAGCUUCCAUGAUACGUCAAGAUAAGAAACUAGAACUUUUUAAGCAAAGUUUACAAAACUAAGAGUCGUGAUUCAAAGAGUCUGAGCGACUGAUCUUCACGUCAUCUUCUUCUGAGACUACACAUCAGAUAAAAUAUUUUAGUGAGCUUUUGAAUUCAGGGGGUAGCCUACAGUGAAACACACGGUUGGUCAGGAAAGCUGUUUGAAAAACACUAAAUCUGGUUUUAUGAAGGAUGGACCGAUGAAAGGCUCUACUGCAUUGAUCAAACAAAAAUAUCCACUGGAUGCAAAGAAGAACUAGGUUAACCAACUUGCAUAAAACUAACUUCAACCAGACUGGUUAAACGGAUAACAUGUCGGUGAAAAGGAGAACUAGUUAGUAACCCUUCAUUCACUGAUGGAAGGUUAAACCAGAUUGAUAGGCAGCACAUGUACGUAUUCGUUUUGGAAAAAAACAACUAGUCAACAAGUUUCAACUUUCUUUGACAACAAAGCUGUUGGAUCAGGCAGGCCAGGCAGCAGUAACUAGUUAAUAAGUUGAACAACUAGUGUAUAAUUCUACCUGUUGAAAUUGAUGGAAGUUAUUAAACCAGACUGGACAUAGGAGGUUGAGGAGUCUUUAAACCAAACUAACUAGUUACAAAUUGACUAACUUUGGUGGGAGAGUUAAACCUAACUGGAUAACGGUCUAAUUAGUGAUAGACAGGAGAGCAAGUUAAAGAACUAAUAAUCAAGGACUUAGAUGGAGAGCUCAAAGAGGACAAUCUGAAAGCAACAAUGAGUUACCAAAACGGGGAUAACAUACAAACUCCACUCUUUGGAGAACGACAAACGCAGGACAGAGUCAUUAACCUUUCACUAGGGAUAAUUACUGCAAUUGCUGUAACAGUAACAUUUGUAAGCUCAUUUAUAUUUCCAAAAUGGCCGCCCUCCACUGUGAACGUCAUCUUUGCGUUUGUUAUUGUCUUGGUUUGCAUUGGAAAUUUAUUACUGAUAUACUGGUAUCGUGAAGGGGACAUAUCUCCGAAAUUCAGGGGUCUGAUCUACUACAAUGCUGCCACCAUCCUGUGUCUUUGUGUCUGCGCAAAUCUCUACAUUCACCAAGUGGAAAAAUCAAUGGUGUUCGCCACAGUAUCCUAACAGGAGGUUUGUGCAAAAAAGGAGCCGUAAAUUAUCGUCAUAGCUGAAAAGGUCACAUUUUUUGUCUUCGAAUUGUGUUAUUAAUUUUAUUCUUUGUUGGUGUCCAUUGAAGUUUGAAAUGUGUUUCUAACACCCGUUUUAGACAGGUGUGCCAGAGUUGUGCUGAACCAAAUAGAUUAGGAGCGACUCUAGGUUGGUUUCAGGCUGGCGAACUUAUUAUUUACAUUAGGCUCGGCUCACGACAAACCAACGUCUGAAACCAAGGCGCUCCAGAGUCGUUCCGAACGACUGCAACAGUUUAUCUUUCGACUUUUAGCGUGGCCAGUCGCUCCUUACUGUUUUCGACGUUGAACUUUUUAUGUACUUAAUUCAGAAUUUGGUUCUGCGAGAUUCUGGAGCCCCUGUCUAAAACAGGUGUUGAUCCCCUAUUUUUGGACCAAUAGUAUCCACUGUGGUUUUGAAUUGUAGACAAACUUUGCCAACCAGCCUGCAAUCCGAUGUCAUGUAGUGAAUGCAUACACAAUUAACCCUCUUACUGUCUGACCAUUCAAUGUCAUUGACUUAUAGCAGAAAACAGUGCUUAAAAGUUUUCUGCUGAGCAAAAAAAAAGCAGAUUACCAGUCACAGAUUGUACAUAAUGACAUGCUAUUUUGGCUGGUAAC